AUAAACCCCAUCUGAUAACACUUUUACCAUUUAUCAAUUUCCUUAUAAAGAAAAACAAAAUUAACAAGGAAUUAUUUAUUUUUAUCUUAUUUUUUACUAGCCCUCAACAAAUCAAGAAAAAAGAGAAUGGCUGAAGAUCCACAAGACGUGUUGGACCGCGAGCGAAUUUUCAAGCGCUGCGACACAAACGGCGACGGGAAAGUCUCUGCCGCGGAGCUCGGAGACGCACUGAAGGCGUUGGGCUCCGUCACUGCGGAGGAAGUUACGCGCAUGAUGAACGAGCUCGACACAGAUGGAGAUGGCCAUGUUUCGUUCGAGGAGUUCACGCAGUUCGCCAGGGCCAAUAGGGGAUUGAUUAAGGAUGUGGCCAAGAUAUUCUAGGGUUAUUUUCCGUAUAUUUUUUAUUAUUUAUUUAUUAUUACUAUAAGUAGGUAGGUUUUGUUAUAUGUUGCAGCUGGUGAAUUUUAUCGUGUGUUUUAUGUUUAAUUACAUGUGUAAAACUGGUUGAAUACAGAAUAACUGGAGACAAGAAUUUGUAGUUACCUGAAAUCAAAGAGAUUCCCUUUUUUUUUCUUCAGCA
This is a messenger RNA of Erythranthe guttata (spotted monkey flower), 580 nucleotides long. Its product is annotated as Calcium-binding EF-hand family protein. Lineage: Eukaryota; Viridiplantae; Streptophyta; Magnoliopsida; Lamiales; Phrymaceae. Gene Ontology annotation, molecular function: calcium ion binding. The record is from RefSeq and is a predicted model, not a curated record.